UGUUCAAUUGUAAUUCUCAUCCCAUGCGAUACUUCAGACAGACUGCAUUUGUGAGAAAGAGUGGAUUUUUUAUGUGUUUUAAUUUUUUUCCGAAUCAAUGUGCAAAUAAAUUGAAUUAAAUAAAAAAUCAUCAAACUCAAUUUUCAAUAUACGUGGUCUGUUAAAAACGCGACGGAGAAUUUCCAUUCUAAAAAUUCAAGAGAAAGUGAAAUUGUUGUAAAUUUCCACACAUACGCCAAGAGUUCUUUUGUUAUUUUAUUCCAUUUUUGGUUUUAUUUAAUUUUCGUUUCGUGUUGAAACCAUAAAACAUUUGGUUAGUGAUAUAUGGAUGUGGAUCAGGAUAAAGAUAUAAUUGUGAUUGAUAGCGAUACAGAGACAGAAGAAGAAGAAUCAGACGAAGAAAUGGAAAUGCAAUUUAUUCCCACAGAAAGUAAUCAAACACUGGCCGAGAAUAAGAAAAAUGCUGGAAACGAUCAGUACAAAGCACAAAACUAUCAAUCGGCAUUACAUUUGUAUACGGAGGCGAUUACAUUGUGUCCCGAUAAUGCUGCAUAUUAUGGAAAUCGUUCGGCAUGCUUAAUGAUGAUGGGCGACUAUAAAGGUGCGCUCAAAGAUAGUCGCGAAGCUGUUUUGAUGGAUGACAAAUUUGCUAAAGGCUACGAUCGCACUAUCAAAUGCUGUAUCACAUUAGGUGAUAUUGUCGGUGCUGAGCAAAUGAUCAAAAAACUUGCUGAACUUGGUUCAAACAAUGACAUCUGUAAUAAAUACGAAGAACAAUGCAAACAGCUACGCUCCUACGAAGAUAAAAUCACCCAAUGCUAUGAGAAAAAGGAUUUCCGUACAGCCGUUUUCCACGCUGAUGGUGCUCUAAAACUCGCAAUUGCCUGUCAGAAAAUUAAAUUGCUAAAAGCUGAAUGUCUGGCUCUUCUUGGUCGUGUUGAGGAAGCAAAUGACAUAGCCGUAUCGUGUAUGAAAUCAGAUUCGUCAAGCGCUGAUGCCGUUUACGUUCGAGGCCUGUGUUUGUAUUACAAAGACAAUUUGGACAAAGGAUUGACGCAUUUCCAACAAGUACUCACACUGGAUCCCGACCACAGUAAAGCCAAGGUGAUGCGACUAAAGGCAAAGAGCUUAAAGGAAAAAAAAGAAAAUGGCAACAAAUUAUUCAAAGUGGGCAAAUUUCGUGAGGCACACAAAUUGUAUACAGAGGCGCUUGCAAUUGAUCCACUGAAUGCAGACAUAAAUUCGAAAUUAUUGUACAAUCGGGCAUUGAUGAAUUCAAAAAUUGGAAAUGCACGUGAUGCGAUUACCGAUUGCACAGAUGCAUUGAAAACCAAUCCUGCCUACCUCAAAGUGAUCUUGUUGCGUGCAAAAUGUCACAAUGAAACGGAAAAUUAUGAAGAGUCUGUUAAAGACUAUGAAGCUGCAUUGAAAAUUGAACGAACAAUUGAAAUUAAAAAUGCAUUGAAAGAAGCGAAAAUUGCAUUGAAACGAUCAAAACGAAAAGACUAUUACAAAAUCUUAGGAAUUGAUAAGCGGGCAUCAGAGGACGAAAUCAAAAAAGCAUACAGAAAACGAGCGUUAGUUCACCAUCCCGAUCGUCAUGCAAGCGCAUCAGAAGACGAGAAACGUGAACAAGAAAAGAAAUUUAAAGAGAUUGGCGAAGCAUAUGCGGUUCUAUCAGAUCCACAGAAGAAAGAUCGCUUUGAUAAUGGUCAAGAUUUGGACGACGUUGAAUUUGAUCCAUCACAGAUGUAUCGUCAAUUUUUCCAUUUUUCUAGUGAUUAUAAUAAUCCGUUCAGUUUCUUUUAAAAAGGCAACACAAAAACACUCAUCGCCGUUUUGCUUCCUUUAUUUCAUUUCUGCUCUGUUGAAAAAUUAAACAAAUAAAAUGAAAAUUAUAAUAAUAGUUUUAGCUUAAGAUAUACAAUUUAUUGAAUGAAUUUGAAAGAUAUUGCCCAAGACUUAUAUCUUAUUUCAUAAAUAAUAAUUACAAGGCAAUGCAAUGGAUUUCUUUUUUGUAUCUAAACCACUAAUUUUGGUUAUAAAUCUGGUUUUUUGGACAAUUACGUACAAUUUAUCGUUCGACCAAAUAAUAAAAACAAACAAAAAAUUACUAGACAAACAAAUGGAAUAAAAACAUUUCGAAUUAA
Messenger RNA from Contarinia nasturtii (swede midge), 2150 nucleotides. It is a transcript of the gene Tpr2, whose product is annotated as dnaJ homolog subfamily C member 7. NCBI's taxonomy places the organism in Eukaryota, Metazoa, Arthropoda, Insecta, Diptera, Cecidomyiidae. Bases 325 to 1809 code for a protein of 494 amino acids. The record is from RefSeq and is a predicted model, not a curated record. The transcript is spliced from 5 exons. Gene Ontology annotation, molecular function: protein binding.